CAAUGUUUUUAUUAAUGUCAUAUAUAUAUAUUUUUUUAUAUAUACUUUUAGUACUAAAGCCGGUACUAAUUGCCUCUAAGAUGUUUUUAAGGCUAUACAACGGCCAUUAUACAAUCCCCAUCAUUAUCAAAACUAAACUUAAUUUGGCUUAGUUCAAUGGGGGUCAUUACUGUAUCAUCCGGAAACUGCCUUCCACUCCACUCCAUAUCCUCCACUUCUGCAAUGGACCGUUGUGCUGUUACAUCCGGAGGUCUUACACCAACAGCAGCAGGUCUUGAGGCAACAAUAGCUGGUCUGGAGCCAAUAACAGCUGGUCUGGAGGCAACAGCAGCAGGUUUGGAGGCAACAAUAGCUGGUCUUGAGCCAAUAGCUGCUGGUCUGGAGGCAACAGCAGCAGGUAUGGAGGCAACAAUAGCUGGUCUGGAGCCAAUAACAGCUGGUCUGGAGCCAAUAACAGCUGGUCUGGAGGCAACAGCAGCAGGUAUGGAGGCAGUAAUAGCUGGUCUUGAGCCAAUAACAGCUGGUCUGGAGGCAACAGCAGCAGGUCUGGAGGCAACAAUAGCUGGUCUUGAGCCAAUAGCAGCUGGUCUGGAGGCAACAGCAGCAGGUAUGGAGGCAACAAUAGCUGGUCUGGAGCCAAUAACAGCUAGUCUGGAGCCAAUAACAGCUGGUCUGGAGGCAACAGCAGCAGGUAUGGAGGCAGCAAUAGCUGGUCUUGAGCCAAUAACAGCUGGUCUGGAGGCAACAGCAGCAGGUCCUGAGGCAACAAUAGCUGGUCUGGAGCCAAUAACAGCAGGUCUGGGGCCAACAGCAGCAGGUCUGGGGCCAACAGCAGCAGGUCUGGGGCCAACAGCGGCAGGUCUGGGGCCAACAGCGGCAGGUCUGGGGCCAACAGCGGCAGUUGUUCUCCUCCUUUCCUCAACUCCAACUAGACUGAAAAACACCAGGCUCAGGGCCAGAAGGCGGAGGAGGGUCUGCGCUCACAGGCGGAGGAGGUCCUGCGCUCACAGGCGGAGGAGGUCCUGCGCUCACAGGCGGAGGAGGUACUGCGCUCACAGGCGAAGGAGGUCCUGUGCUUACAAGUGGAGGAGGUCUUGGGCUCACUGGCGGAGGAGGUCUUGCGCUCACUGGCGGAGGAGGUCUUGCGCUCACUGGCGGAGGAGGUCUUGCGCUCACAGGCGGAGGAGGUCAGACAAAAUGGGUCUCUCUAUGACCUUGACGUGAAUCCAGCUAAGUUAUACUGUGGUGUCCCAGAAGGAUUUGGGCUUACAGGUGGAGGAGGUCUUGGGCUCACAGGCGGAGGUGAUCUUGGGCUCACAGGCGGAGGAGGUCGUGCGCUCACAGGCAGAGGAGGUCGUGCGCUCACAGGCGGAGGAGGUCCUGCGCUCACAGGCAGAGGAGGUCCUGCGCUCACAGGCAGAGGAGGUCCUGCGCUCACAGGCAGAGGAGGUCCUGCGCUCACAGGCAGAGGAGGUCCUGCGCUCACAGGCAGAGGAGGUCCUGCGCUCACAGGCAGAGGAGGUCCUGCGCUCACAGGCAGAGGAGGUCCUGCGCUCACAGGCAGAGGAGGUCCUGCGCUCACAGGCAGAGGAGGUCCUGCGCUCACAGGCAGAGGAGGUCCUGCGCUCACAGGCAGAGGAGGUCCUGCGCUCACAGGCAGAGGAGGUCCUGCGCUCACAGGCAGAGGAGGUCCUGCGCUCACAGGCAGAGGAGGUCCUGCACUCACAGGCAGAGGAGGUCCUGCACUCACAGGCAGAGGAGGUCCUGCACUCACAGGCAGAGGAGGUCCUGCGCUCACAGGCAGAGGAGGUCCUGCACUCACAGGCAGAGGAGGUCCUGCACUCACAGGCAGAGGAGGUCCUGCGCUCACAGGCAGAGGAGGUCUGACACAACAGGUAUCUCUAUGACUGUGACCGAAACGUGAAUCAAUGUAAGUGAUACGGUGGUGUCCCAAAAGGUCCUGCGCUUACAAGUGGUAGAGGUCUUGGGCUCACUGGCGGAGGAGGUCUUGUCCUCACAGACGAAGGACCACCCCUCAGGAAGUUGCCUUUGUGUGGCAACGGAACGCGUGGGGACUCUGGUGACCCCGUUCUCCCUCACUCCAUUAAUCGCUACCUGGCCUGUGAUGUCUGGUUCCAUGUGGUUUGUUAUUCUACAUAGUUGCAGUGUAGUCAUUAUAUGGUAUUCGUAUGGAUAUGGUGUAUUGCAUACUUGAUAUUAUUGUUACCUGCAUGCGAACUACAGACCUGACACACAGGUCGUUUAUUGUAUCAUUGAGGGCGGGUGUCAGGUUAGGAGAGGUGGUUCAUGGCCCCUCCCCUAAGUUGUGUGCUGGCUUUAGCAAGCCAGGGAUUUUAAUGCUUUUAAUCUUCUCUUGUGUGCAAUUGUUUGUUUCUAAUACAUUUUGUAUCAAUAAAAUAUUUUUCUAAUGGAUCAUAUUGGGUGUGCUACCAUUUAUCGGUGAUGGCUUUUUCUGGUUCUGGCACAGACGAAGGAGGUCUUGCGCUCACAAACAGAGGAGGUCUGACACAACAGGUAUCUCUAUGACUGUGACCGGAACGUGAAUCCAGAUCUAAGAGAUAAUGUUGACUUGCUCAGGAAAACCAAUUCAGCAAACAUGACGGAAAAUAAACUUUUGAAGCCUUCAACAAAAGCCAAUAAUUAUAAGAAGAGGAAAUGGAGGCGAUGCCUACUGGUUACAGACACUGCUUCAAGGGACCAUUACAGGGCAGUGAUAAAGAGCAUGACCGGGAUAAGACAGAACUGGACUGAAUACCAAUGUGCCACUUAGACGUGGGUCUGUCAAUGGAAACAAUCCUGGCACCCAUCCUAGCCAACCCCUGCAUUGCGAGAAACGCGCUUCCCAGUUUCUAAUCAUUUCUGAGAAACAGAAUAUUGUGACCUUGAGAUUUCUCAACACUGAGGUUCCUUUAUCUGAAAAGCAUUUUGAUGAAAUAACAACCAGUUCAUUCAGAAAUAGUCUUCUCUGUGUGCAAUGAUGUGUAAUGCUGCGUUCAGCCUCCAAGAGGGGCGCACAGCAUGAGGAUACUGACAGUAAUUCAACCUGAAUUCAUCAUCUCCGGAGAUCCGUGUAUGCGGAGGACUUUUCCGAAUUCAGUGGACUAUGUCGAUGAAAAGCAUUUUUCUUUUGUUAUAUAUUAAUAAAAUGGCUAACGAGG
Messenger RNA from Hyla sarda, 3179 nucleotides. Its product is annotated as aggrecan core protein-like. The coding region runs from base 157 to 1224 and encodes 355 amino acids. The transcript is spliced from 6 exons. Lineage: Eukaryota; Metazoa; Chordata; Amphibia; Anura; Hylidae. The record is from RefSeq and is a predicted model, not a curated record.